UGAAGAUUGAACAGACACCUGGUAGCGGGUACGUCCAUCCAACAAACGAUCAUUCGUAGUUCAAGGUCAGCAUUCUGGACCGCGUCUGAUCAUCGCCAUUGGUUAUUUGAUUCGUGAUUGCCUCCCACGAACGCCGAGCUCAGCUCCCUCGCUCUGCUAAGUGGCCUUCCGAGGCCGAAGAUCGAGCGGGCAAUCAUCCCAUCCCAUCCCGUGCGCCCGGCCCCCAGGCAGGUACCACCGAACCCACCAGUCAAAAGGGCAUACGCAUACAUCCCGCCUUUGCUUUGAACACCGCCCACCGGCGCGCGCCUCUGAUUCUCCAUUCGCGGAUUUUUGGCGCUCAGCGGACAUUGCGGUGCUACGAGAAUGAUCAAAGGUUCCAUCUCCCCAUCCAGCGCUCCCCUCGCCUCCCCUCCUGGCGCAGCCAAGCCGCCGCGCGCCAGCGGCAGUGGCAGCAACCUCAAGGCCUGCCCCUUUCCCGGCUGCGACGCCGCUUUUGCUAAACCAGCGCAUCUUCAGAGGCACCAGCUGGUUCACGACAAGGAGCAACCUCACGCUUGCCAGUACUGCGAUCAGAAAUUCGGUCGGCUGGACAGCUUGAAGCGCCAUCAAGGCAGGAAGCACGCCGAGCAUGGCUCUCCCUCUGGCGACAACUCGACGCCUGCAGGUGCCUCCCUCACACCAUCGUCCGUCUCAGCUUCGCAUUCCACAGGCGUGCUAGCAGGCAAUGCAGAGGAAAAUGGCACUCCCAACAACAGCGGCCCCACUCCCACCUCCAACAAGCGCAGACGCACUCAGGCCUCUCAGUCAUCACGCUCCGUCGCAUCCUCGUCGAAUGAUGCUUCACAAGCUUCCCCACACGGAUCAGCGACUGUUCCUUGGCCAUCUCGAGGAGCGUUUGCUCAGCCUCUAGGCGACCAUCCGACUCCUCCACGCUCCCCAGCCUCGCCCUCGGAUGCGUUUCGCCAUGCGCACGCACACUCCAAGCAGUCCGUGGGAGCGAACGAAGCGUGGAGUGAAGCGCUGGGUGCAACGCCUGCCUCUUCAUCAACCAACACCUCUGCCAUCCCUCCCUGGUCGGAUCUGGAGCGCGCUGCUCAGUUGCAUGACCAGGACAUUGGCGAUGUGGCUGGAAAUAGUUUGGCAGCGCUGGCAAGCGUGGCCCAGUCUCAAUUACCAGUUGGAGCCAUGUCUGCCGCCUCUGCUAUGCUAGGAAACGCGGCCGAGGCUGGAUCAGGCGCUUCUUCCGCGCUACCCUUUCAUCUCAACAGCAGCACGUGGUCCACCUCUUCUCCCAGCUUCAUGUCCGAUCCCACAAAUGAAGCGAUGAUGCCUUCCAUCGAUGAUAUUCUCGAAUCUUUCCUCGCUUCUUCCGCCGCCACAUCCUUCUCCGGCAGCGGAAGCGGCUUCUUUCUCGAUGGCGCAAACGACAUUUUCCCAGCGCAGUCAGCUCAACCGUUUGCUCCGUCGCUCAACGACCAUGCUGUCCCAACGCCUGGCACGAGCGUCGCAGCGCAUACAGCCACGCCUCCAUCGGCUCCCUCUCCGGCAUCGCACUCUCUUCAGACCUCUUGCAACCCUUUUGUUCGUGCAGCAGCAUCCAGUCUCGGUACGUCCCGCAUGCCAUUCCCUUCUUCGCCUUCCAUUCCUCAGCACUCUGCGCAUCGCGCCAACGAUCCGCACCACAAUAGCAGGCAGGGCAGCGAGUCUGCCGCUGCCGAAAAGGUGGCUAGCGAGACUAGGGAUCUCGUCAUCAAGGGAGUCGUCUUGCCUCGGCUGCCUCAGGCUGCUAGCGCCGAAGAGAUCUUUUGGCUCGCGAACAGCCGCUUGCCCACGCUCGCUCCCGUGAUACCUCCUGCUUUCAUGCAGCAGGGAGUGCAGGCCAAGACGUUUCCCGUGCUCUACAUUAUCGUCUCGGCGCUCGGCACGCUCUGGCAUAGCGACCCAAGCGUUCGCGAAUACGGCUUGUCCCUGUGGUACUUUACCUACCUGGCCAUGUGGACGCAGUCUGGCUUUCUCAUUGAUGACUCGCAAGCCACCGCAUACGGGCUCGUGGUGGCUCUGCAUGCGCAGCUCUUUGCCAAAUUGAGUGGCGACAAGUUUGCAGGCUUUCGAAAAGCCAGGCUCGGAUAUAAUACUCUGCGUGCCACCUCCCGAGAACGCGGCUGGCGUCAGCUCGAUGCGCCAUUCAGAUUGGCCAUUUUCGCCGCACUCGACUCUCCAGACCAAUUGCGGUUCGCGCACGAUGUGUUGCAGGAUCAGAAGGCUUCCUUUGAAGCUCGAGCCUCUGCACUGCGUGCGGCAGAGGCAGCGUGGGCUGCGUGGCAAGAGCGGGAGCAAGCCACGAGGACAGCCAUCGUGAUGGCCAUCAUGGACGGGCAGAAUACACCUUAUGACGCGUCGCUUCAGCCCGACGGCAGCAACGGCAUCGAAGCAUUCGAUUUGGGGGCCAGCAGCGUCAAUAUCCUCUUGCAGGCCGUCUUGCCCACCUUUAACAUCGAAGCCUGGGCGGCCAAGACGAGCAUGGAAUGGCUCAAGGCGAUACUGGCACCCUCGGCGAAUGCGUUCGAGCAGAGCUCCUUGCAGUCUGGUGAGCUGCACUCCAUCCAGGUGGGCCAAAUUGUGGAUGAGAUGCUAAGUGGCCAAGAGGAGGUGACGCUCGCAGUGUUUGAGAAGCGUCACACUGCUCUCUUGGAACUGGCAGUGCUUGAAGGCGCAUCCGACGAUGCCCUGGGCAUCUCCCAGCCUCUCAUCGGCCACAUCGCUUCAAGACCAAGUGCACGCAGCGCUGGCUCGUUGGCCAAGUCUGCCCUUUACGGAUGUGUUCAGCUCGGCUCAGACUCGCAAUAG
This is a messenger RNA of Ceraceosorus guamensis, 2850 nucleotides long. RefSeq lists its product as hypothetical. Lineage: Eukaryota; Fungi; Basidiomycota; Exobasidiomycetes; Ceraceosorales; Ceraceosoraceae. The record is from RefSeq and is a predicted model, not a curated record. The transcript has 5 exons. Gene Ontology annotation, molecular function: RNA polymerase II cis-regulatory region sequence-specific DNA binding; DNA-binding transcription factor activity. Gene Ontology annotation, biological process: regulation of transcription by RNA polymerase II. Bases 367 to 2850 code for a protein of 827 amino acids.